AUGUGCUUCACAACAGCACUGCCACCGAUACCUACUGUCCAAGAUGUUCUUAACGUACCUCAUGCUGGCCUGGAACCGGCGCAGCACAGAAAGUUGCAGGGAAAGUUCCUUCACAUCACCGACAUCCACCCCGACCCAUUCUACCAGCAGGGGAGCGACCCAGGCGGUGAACACCCUUGCCAUAGAGGAGAAGGCAGGGCCGGUUACUUCGGAGCCGAGUCAACAGAAUGUGAUGCCCCAAUCUCAUUGAUCAAUGCAACAUUCGACUGGAUCAAGCACAAUAUCAGAGAUGAGAUCGAUUUUGUGAUCUGGACUGGGGACUCCGCGAGACACGAUAAUGACGAGCUCUAUCCACGAACCAACAAACAGGUUGAGCAGUUGAAUGAGUUCAUGGUCAGUAAGUUCGACGAAGUUUUCGGCAAGCCAGAUAACAGACACGAUCCCGAUCCUACCAACGAUUUUAUUACACCCAUCGUGCCGACCUUUGGCAACAACGAUAUACUGCCUCACAACAUUUUCGAGCCGGGUCCAAACCGGUGGACCAGAAAGUACUUGACAAUAUGGGAGAAGUUUGUGCCGCAGGAACAACGGCAUUCUUUCGCAAGAGGUGGUUGGUUCUUUACUGAAGUCAUUCCGAAAAGAUUGGCAGUCUUCAGCUUGAAUACUUUGUACUUUUUCGAUUCGAACGCCGCAGUCGAUGGUUGCGACAACCCGCACGAGCCAGGAUAUGAGCAUUUUGAGUGGCUUCGCAUUCAGUUGCAGUUUCUUCGAGAGCGAAAAAUGAAAGCUAUACUCAUGGGUCACGUACCACCAGCACGUACACAAACUAAACGCAGCUGGGAUGAAACUUGUUACCAAAAAUAUAAUCUAUGGCUGCGACAGUAUCGGGAUGUGAUUAUUGGGAAUUUGUUUGGCCACAUGAACAUCGACCACAUUAUGCUACAGGACGUCAAGGAGCUACAGUACAAGUUCAAAAUACCUGGCAUAGACGAUGAAGGGCUCCACGAUGAGCUAGGAAAUCUCAAACAGCCUCUUCAUACGACAGCCAAGACGGACUAUCUGUCUGAUCUGAGAGAUUUGUGGACGGAUUUGCCAACACCACCAAAAGGGUUCUCAUACGACUCGACUGAUUUGUACGAGCCAGCGUUCAAAGACAGCAAGAACCAGCAUGCGAUUGAGAAGUUCAUUAGGAGAAUAGGUGGGAAAUAUGGCGAGCGUUUCAGCCUGAGCAUGGUCGCGCCCAGUGUCGUGCCAAACUUCUACCCUACACUUCGUAUUGUCGAAUACAACAUCACUGGUCUAGAACACGAGCACCCAGCUUCUACACCCGCAUCACCAGGUUAUAUAGAGACCGUCGACCUUCAGGAGUUCGAGCUUGAACAUAGUUCACCAGGCCCCUGGAUACAUACUGAGGACUCCGAAAACGAUCUCAGCCUCGAAUAUACUUACAGGGCGGAGAGAAGGAAAAGGAAGAAACACAAGAAGCCGAAGCCGAAUUUCGUUGUGCCGAUGCCACCUUCCAAGAAUGCGCCACCAGGACCAGGCUAUUCACCACAAUCCCUGUCUUUUCUCUCCAUGAAGCAGUACUACUCGAACAUCACGAAGAUCAACGAUGCCGUCGUCGCGAAAUUAAGCAGUAUAGACGAAUUGCACGUGCAGCAUCGUUCGAAGGACGAAGUUCUUCGCGAAACCCUGAAACAAGAGUUCGCCUACGAGCUAGAGUAUGAUACGAAGAACGAUAAGGUAUACAGAAUGAAAGACCUUACGAUGCGUUCAUGGUUAGGCAUUGCUGAAAAGAUUGGCCGAACAGAAUACGAGCCACAAGACACAACAGCAGAACACGUUGAUUUGUUUGAGAUUGGAGACGAAUGUGACGGAGACAGUGACGAAGAUGCAGAGUCGUCAAUAAAGAAGAAGCACAAGAAAGGCAAGAAGCGUAAGAACAAGAAUAUCAAGAAAAACAAAUUGUGGCAUACAUUUGUCAAACGAGCGUUUGUCGGGACGAAAUCAGAUGAGGAGCUAGAGGAAGAAUUUGGAUAG
This is a messenger RNA of Lithohypha guttulata, 2040 nucleotides long. RefSeq names its product Endopolyphosphatase (gene PPN1). Gene Ontology annotation, biological process: polyphosphate catabolic process. The coding region runs from base 1 to 2040 and encodes 679 amino acids. Gene Ontology annotation, cellular component: membrane; fungal-type vacuole. Lineage: Eukaryota; Fungi; Ascomycota; Eurotiomycetes; Chaetothyriales; Trichomeriaceae. The record is from RefSeq and is a predicted model, not a curated record. The transcript has 2 exons. Gene Ontology annotation, molecular function: exopolyphosphatase activity; phosphoric diester hydrolase activity; endopolyphosphatase activity.